Molecule: messenger RNA, 2527 nt
Organism: Phytophthora infestans T30-4
Lineage: Eukaryota; Oomycota; Peronosporomycetes; Peronosporales; Peronosporaceae
Exons: 4
Coding region: 1-2481 (826 amino acids)
Biological process (GO): intracellular signal transduction
Molecular function (GO): metal ion binding
Source: RefSeq, a predicted model, not a curated record
AUGACUGAAUGCCAGAAGCGCCAGUACGCCGAGGAGGUGAACGGCAGACCAAGUCAAAACAAAGUGAACUCGACAGUGCAACUACACGAUGGCAGGUUGGUCCUGAACGCGGUGCUGGUAAUCCGCGGUUUCUACGUCGGACUCCAACUCGCAAGGCAUUUUAGUCCACCACGCUCGCUCUCUUUCUUCACCUCCUGCUGCCUUCUUAUCCCUCGCCACUCCUGGAAAUCUCGUCCGCUCCACAAGAUGCCGUCGCCUGGCUCCCUGCAAUUGCUGGCCGGGCCGUUGGAGGUGAAAUUCAAGGCAGGGGCCUUUUCCACCUGGUCCGACAGCUUCGUUCGACUCGAAGGUCGCUGGAUCUGCGUCUACAAGCGGGAACGCGAUUCCACUCGCCAAGGCGCAGUUGAACUCGGUCUGGGUGUCAGUGUCACGGAUAUUUCCAACCCCGAGGCUUCCACCAAGUUCCCAAGACGCUUCGACUUGACCUGCAAUGGCGGGCUACUCCCCAAAACGGAAGUGAAUUUCCGCACUAAGUCACGAAAAGAUCGAGAUCUGUGGGUGCAAGCGAUCUCCAUCAACCUGCAAUUCCUCACCAGUCCUCGAGGCCUCGACCCUCGCUUCGCAGCCCGGGAACUGGCCCCGGUCACCAACAAAAUGCGCCAAGACUUGAUGCUGCACCCGAUUCGCAUCCGCUCGGACCUGACAGUCAAAUGUGCAACGGGUGAAUCGGUCGUGACGUUUCUUGUGAAUCAAGGCCUUGUUCCGGAUCGGGUGACGGGCGUUGCGUUUUGUCGCCAAUUGGUGUCCAUGAACUUGCUCCAUCAUGUCAUGUGGGACCGCGACUUCACCGACUCACCGGAACCUUUUGUGAUCGCUGUACUUAACGCUGAGGACGGUCAAGCUGACACGGAAGGCGACUACUACGUGGCACAUUUUCUGAAAUAUAUGGACUCGCGCAAGUUCUGGAAAUAUAUUGCAAGUCCCGACGCAGUGGACGCGAGCUCUUUUACGGCUGCGAGUAAUGUGUCGAGUGGAAGUCGACGAGCGACCUCGAGUUCGGCGUUCCUGGAUCGGUCAACGAGUUCCUCGGACAGCGGACGAAACAUCGGACUCAUUCCCGGAUCCGAUGAUGAAGCGACACGCUACUCCACGGUCAGUAUUAGUACGAGCAACAGUCCUCCUCCUUCAGUGGACAACGUGGAGAAGAAAGCGAGAAAGUGUACAAUCUGCACCAAGUCGUUCAAUCCGCUGCGUAGACGUCAUCACUGUCGUCAAUGCCGUGCAGUUAUCUGCAGCAAUUGUAGUGUGAUCCGAAGACCGAUGAACACCAACGGUGAAGGAGAUGGCGCUGCGUCGCCUUCUCGAGUCUGUAUCAGCUGCAAGCUCAGCUCUAAUGCCAGUUUCAUCGGUGAAGCUGAUGAUGUAGUAGAGGGAAGCCCACAGCUUCAGACUUCGGCGAGUGCUAGUGACGUAUUGACUUCUACGUCCUCAACGAGCGACGGAAUGGGCAACAGCUUUCGUCGACGAUCUAACGGCGUUGCUGCAUGUAGUCUAGAAACGUCAGAGCCGUUCUGCCAGCACUGCCAGAACGAGAAUUGCAGUCCGAUCACUGAGUUCCUCAAGAUUUCCUACCCGGUAGACGCACCAACUGACGCUGGAUUCGUGGCGGCUAAGCGGCUGGAAAACGAAGCUGAACGCUUGAAGUCAGUCGAGAGUUUACUGGUCACCAUGGCAGCUACUCCUAGUGCAACGCGUGUGCUGCGUCAGUUCUGUAAUAUGGCAGCUAUUGCCUGUCAGUGCCCCGUUGCCGUGGUUGGACUCCUUGACGGUGAUAAUUACGUGUUGGGGUCUCAGUACGGCGUUAAUCUUGAUGCUGCAGUGCCUCGAAAACAGUCGCUGGCAGCUCACACGUGUCGAAGUGGCAACUCGCUUGUGUGCUCUGAUAUGACUCAAGAUGUGCGCUUCAAUGGAAACACUUGGCGAGUGGAGAGUCUCAAGAAUGCCGUGUUCUACGCUGGCAUUCCUUUGAUCCUCUCCAAUGGACACACAGUCGGUGCAUUGGAAGUGUUCGACGCGCAGCCCCGGUACGACUGUGGCGAGGUUCUGAGCCAGCUUCAAACUGUGGUACGCGGACUACUCAACCUGUUUGAAGAGAUCAUGACUGCAGCUGCAGAGGCGCAGCAAGAGGAAGAGCAACAGGAACGAGAAGAGCAAGAAGAGGCUGAGAAGCAACAGGAUGAAGAAGAAACAGCUCAGAAGAAGGAGAAGGAACAAGCUUCAGCCGUGAACCCCAUGGAGGCUCAACUACUUCAACUACUGUCACAGACUACUUCAACGCAGGAACAACUUCGCACUCAGCAGGGUCAAAUGGUGAGCGCCAUCACCAGUCACUCCAAGCAGAUCAACAACUUGGCCAAGCAACUCGAACGGAUAGAGGCCACGCUGGCGGCGAAGCUAGACGGCGAACGCCGAGUCGAAUAGUAUUCUCGAUCUAAUUAUCAAUUAAAAAAGCUUACGGCAACUCAAA